This is a messenger RNA of Lytechinus pictus (painted urchin), 5397 nucleotides long. RefSeq names its product serine/threonine-protein phosphatase 6 regulatory ankyrin repeat subunit B-like. Bases 495 to 4673 code for a protein of 1392 amino acids. The transcript is spliced from 5 exons. Lineage: Eukaryota; Metazoa; Echinodermata; Echinoidea; Temnopleuroida; Toxopneustidae. The record is from RefSeq and is a predicted model, not a curated record. Gene Ontology annotation, molecular function: protein binding.
UAAUACUCCAUUACUGAUCCACGUUAAUAACGCAACGUCGGAGCCGUUGUACCUGCGAUAAAGUUAUACAGAUGUUUGGAAACUACACCGUGUGAUAUUUUGGAGAUUAUACCAUUGACUACAACAAUCUCAGACAUUAAAACGAAUUUUACACAGAAGAUGAAGGGUUCAACAAAACAAUGUAGCGUCGAUUGGCAUUAAGUGCGUGAGGAGAGGCUUAGCACGUGAUGCAUAUCUACAUCACUGUUCCACGCUGCUGCACAUAGGAAACAGGAAAGUAUCACAUACAGCCUAACGAUUCUUGAAUUAAGAAAUUUUUCAUGUUGUUGACAUAAUCAUAAUAGGAUAUUCCGUAAAUCGAUGUACAUUAUCAGGGACAUCAGACAAUAUCGGAUAGCAAAAACUUGAAUUCUAACACGAGUGAAAACAAAAGCUCCCCGAGGUAGUUCAUUUUAACCACAGAUACGAUCAAACAUACAAGAAAGUUCUACACAAUGGUCGUAAUAUCAAACUUGAAGGCCCGUGUGGUCUUGCCAUCAAAGGGAAUUUGCAAUCUAGCCAAAUCAAUUGAAAGUUUUCGAGUGAGUCAUACUGAUAGAGGUCCAGAUGACUCUUUGGGCACAUCACGAGAUAUUUGUGAAUCAGCCAAAUAUAUUGAAAGUCGAAGAGUGAGUACAAUUAAAGGAGAUGACAUUGAGCUCAGACCACAAUAUCAAAGUGCCCCGCGAGGAAUCGCUAAAUCGUGGAAACGUAUCGAUAAUCUUAGAGCAAGUAUGAUUGAAGAAGAAACGGAUGACUACUCUCCAUUACUUACGGCUGUAAAGAAUGGUCACCUUGAUGAAGUACGAAACCUAGUCAGUCAAGGGGCGGAUGUAAAUCAGGUAUAUGCUGAAGGCUGGACACCGUUAGUGAUUGCAGCAAAGACCGGCAGAGUUGAGGUAUUGGGCUAUUUAUUAGGUCAAGGGGCUGAGAUGAGAACCUUUGUCAAAGGACUGUCUGCAUUACACUGUGCUGCUUUCUUUGGUCAUCUUGAUGCUAUUAAAUGUCUGAUCAGUCGACGGGUUGAGGUGAAUAAAGGAGCUAAGGAUGGUUGGACUGCACUACACAUGGCUGCUCUGCAAGGUCAUCUUGAUGUCGUCAAAUAUCUGAUCAGUCAAGGGGCUGAGGUAAAUAAAGAGGAUAACAAUGGUUGGACUGCAUUACACCACGCUGCUUGGAAUGGAGAUCUUCACGUCGCCAAUUAUCUGAUCAGUCAACGGGUUGAUGUGAAUAAAGGAGGUAACGGGAGUUCGACUGCAUUACACGUUGCUGCUGAGAAUGGUCAUUCUGAUUUCAUCAGAUAUCUGAUCAGUCAAGGGGCUGAUGUGAAUCAAGAAGAUGAAAAUUAUAAGAGUGUAUUACACGCUGCAUUCCACACUGCAUCUCAGAGUGGACAUAUUGAUGUCAUCAGAUGUCUUAUCAGUCAAAAGGUUGAGAUGACUAAAGGGGAGAUUAAGGAUUGUACUGCAAUACACCAUGCUGCUGAGAAUGGACAUCUGGAAGUCCUCAAAUAUCUGAUCAGUCAAGGGGCCGAGGUGAAUUUUAGAGUUAACGAUGGUACGACUGCACUACACCUUGCUGCUAAGAAUGGUCAUCUUGAUGUCAUCAAAUAUCUAAUCAGUCUAAGGGCUGAGGUGAAUCAAGGAGUCGAUUACGGUGCGACUGCAUUACACAUUGCUACUGAGAAUGGUCAACUUGACAUCAUAAAAUAUUUGAUCAGUCAAGAAGCCGAUGUGGAUAAAGGAGACAACAAUAAUAUCACUGCAUUGCACCGUGCAGCUUAUCAAGGUCAUCUUGGUAUUGCUAAACAUCUAAUAGCUAAUGGGGCACAGGUGAAUAAAAGAUGUGAAAACGGUUUUACCGCAUUACACAUUGCUUCUCAAAAUGGAUACCUUGAUGUGGUCAAAUAUCUGAUCGAUCAAGGGGCUGAGGUGAAUAAAGGAUAUAACGAUGGUCGGACUGCAUUACACAUUGCUGUUCGUAGUGGUCAUCUUGAUGUCGUCAAAUAUCUGAUCGUUCAAGGGGCCGAGGUGAAUGUGAAUAAAGGAAGUAACGAUGGUAAUACUGCAUUGCACAUUGCUAUAGAGAGUGGUCAUCUUGAUAUUAUCAAAUAUCUCAUCACUCAUGGGGCUGAGGUAAAUAAAGAAAAACAAACAAAUGACAUUGCCGCAUUAUGCAUUGCAUCUCAGAAUGGUCAUCUUGAUGUCAUCAAAUUUCUGAUCAGUCAAGGGGCUAAGGUGAAUAAAGGAAAUAACGAUGGUUGGACUGCAUUACACGUUGCUGCUCAGAAUGGUCAUCUUGAUAUCCUCAAAUAUCUUAUCAGUAAAGGGGCUGAGGUGAAUAAAGGAAAUAACGAUGGUUGGACUGCAUUACACGUUGCUGUUGAGAGUGGUUAUCUUGAUAUCAUCAAAUAUAUGAUCAGUCAAGGGGUUAGGGUGAAUAAAGGAAAUAACGAUGGUUGGACUGCAUUACACAUUGCUGCUCAGAAUGGUCAUUUUGAUGCCAUCAAAUAUCUGAUCAGUCAAGGGGCUGAGGUGAAUAAAGGAAAUAAAAAUGGCAUUGCUGCAUUAUACAUUGCAUGUCAGAAUGGCCAUCUUGAUAUAAUCAAAUAUCUCAUUAGCCAAGGAGCCAAAGCGAGUAAAGGAGAUUACAAUGAUGUGACCUCAUUACACAUCGCUGUUCAGAUUGGUCAUCUUAAUGUCAUCAAAUAUCUGAUCAGUCAAGGGGCUGAGUUGAAUAAAGGAAAUAACGAUGGUUGGACUGCUUCACACAUUGCUGCUCAGGUUGAUCAUCUUGAUGUCAUCAAAUAUCUGAUCGCUCAAGGGGCUGAUGUGAAUAAAGGAGAUAACGAUGGUUCGACUGCACUACAUGUUGCUGUUCAUAGUGGUCAUCUUGAUGUCGUGAAAUAUGUAAUCGAUCAAAGGGCUGAUGUGAAUAAAGGAAAUAACAAAGGUGCGACUGCAUUACAUGUUGCUACUAAUAUUGGUCAUCUUGAUGUAAUCAAAUAUCUGAUCGGUCAAGGGGCUGAUGUGAAUAAAGGAGAUAACGAUGGUUCGACUGCACUACAUGUUGCUGUUCAUAGUGGUCAUCUUGAUGUCGUGAAAUAUGUAAUCGAUCAAAGGGCUGAUGUGAAUAAAGGAAAUAACAAAGGUGCGACUGCAUUACAUGUUGCUGCUAAUAUUGGUCAUCUUGAUGUAAUCAAAUAUCUGAUCGGUCAAGGGGCUGAUGUGAAUAAAGGAGAUAACGAUGGUUCGACUGCACUAAACGUUGCUGUUCAUAGUGGUCACCUUGAUGUCGUGAAAUAUCUGAUCGGUCAAGAGGCUGAUGUGAAUAAAGGAAAUAACAAAGGUGCGACUGCAUUACAUGUUGCUGCUAAAAUUGGUCAUCUGGAUGUCGUCAAAUAUCUGAUUAGUAAAGGAGCUGAGGUGAAUAAAGGAGAUAACAAGGGUACGACUGCAUUACACACUGCUGCUUUCAAAAAAUAUCUAGAAAUCGUCAAAUAUCUGAUUAGUCGAGGAGCCGAGGUUAACGCUAAAAAUGAAAACGGUUGGACUUGUUUAGCCUUUGCCUUUUUAUCAUUUCAUCCUUAUGUCAUUCAAGUUCUUAGGGCUGCAGGUGCCGAAAUGGAUAAUGAAAUGGAAAGUCAACUGAUGCUUCUACUUAUGUUUAUAGGUCCAUUGAUCUUCGCAGAACGUUGCAUCACCACAUCUAAUACCGUGGCUAUUCAUCUUGCUAUACGACAUGGUCAAACCACCGUCAUUGAAAAGUUAGUGUCUCAAGGAGCUGAUCUCAAUGACCAGUCGGCUGACGGUCAGAUGUGCCUUCAUGAAGCCAUCAAACUCUGUUACAAUACUGGGAGAAAUGUACAGGAAAGUUACACGCUAAGAAAGAUUUCUGAUGAGUUUUACAAUGGAAACCUAUCACCCGAGAAGGCUUUGGUGUUCUAUCUACUUGACAAUGGAGCUAAGACAGAUGUAGAAGAUAGGUCUGGCAAACUACCAAUCCACUAUGCCAAGGAUGAAGAGGUCAAACAGAUGAUCUUAUCGAGAAUGAAUUUUCCUGAACCGGCCUGGUAUCAUCAAGACAUAGUGAAUACAGAACGUCCAGAGGAAUCUAGGGUCCCUGAUCAAGGAAUUUCAGAGGAUUUCACUACGCCCCAAGAUACUCCUAAGCCUGAAUAUAGGAGGGAAGCGGGUAAAAAUGAAACUCAAACCCAAACUACAGGACAAGAUGCGGAUCAUACUGAUGAUGAAGAAUAUGACCUGAUUAAACUUGAAAAGCAUGGUAUCACGGUCAGAAUUUCCAAAUAUGAAAUUUACAGCGCAAAGGACAUCUCUGUGGAAGUGAUUGAAGACGUCCCACCUGAGCUGGAGCUGAAGGAAACAGAAGCCAUCAUAUCGGUUGGAUUGAAGAUGUCGCCUCCAGAUGCAAUCUUUGACAGUCCUGUUAAAGUAACGAUGCCCCACUGUGCUGCAUUCGCAAGGCCACAGGAUGCAGAAGUCUGCAUCUAUUAUCGACCAAGUGGUAAAGUUUGCGAUUUUAUAUAUCACUCGGUCUUCUUUCCCCUUUUUAUUGCAUAUUUAAUACGAGGUGGUGGAAUAGUAGUGCAUGAAACAAUCGGAGCGCUGAGCUAAUGCAUAAACAGUGCAUCCCAGAAAAAAAGAAACCGGAAUUCAGUGUAAUGUUUGCCAUAAUAAUCAUAACUUUGCUUCAUGAGAUAAACAUCGAUAAGGGAACAUGAUUUCCCCUCUUUGAUUUGAUACCAAUUUCAACGUUCAUAAUGCAUGCAUGACUGAGUUAGAAAGAGAUGAUAGUAAAUUUCUAUUUGCACGCGCAAGUUACGAUUGAUGAUUGAUCGAGAAAAAGUUGCAUGAAAACAUACAUGAAUUCUACCUAUUCGACGGAUUGUUGAAGAUUUAAGCAUUUCGUUCUCCCAAACAAAGACAAUAGGCUUAUAGUGAACAAAAUAAUUUCUUGGUCAGUCUGUUUGAUUUUCAUAUUUUUUACCAUACGACUAGUUCGGGUGUGGUGAAAUUAUGACACAGACCGCGAAACCUCAUUACUUUUUGGUCACGUGGGUCUGGUGUCAGUCCACCGCGUAAAAAUAGUCCUCUCCUUUUAGUCUAGGAGAUAGGGGGCAUUAUUCAGAAUUUUUGGUGGGGAAGGUUUGACAGGCUUAUCCGGGGUGGAAUUGUGUGCUUAUUCCAAAAAUGUCAGUCUUAUUGACCGUACUCACGAGGUUUUGGCUAUUUUGGCCAAUUUUUGACCAAAAAUGACAAUUUUGAUCACUCUUUGGAAAAUUGUCCCUUAACGGAAUACGUUUGUACCCACAUCCAAUUAAAGGGGUCUAUCUUUAGU